UUCUGACGCAAUUCCUGUCCUGCGCAGUACGAUGUGACCUGUGAACCGGCGAGCACUUCCUUUUCCUUCUUCCGGGGACGGGGUCUGGAGGCUUUCACAAUGGUCCAGCGCUUGACAUACCGCCGUAGGCUUUCCUACAACACGGCCUCUAACAAAACCAGGCUGUCCCGAACCCCAGGGAACAGAAUUGUUUACCUCUACACCAAGAAGGUUGGGAAGGCCCCCAAAUCUGCAUGUGGCGUGUGCCCCGGCAGGCUUCGAGGGGUUCGUGCUGUGCGGCCCAAAGUUCUCAUGAGAUUGUCUAAAACAAAGAAGCACGUCAGCAGGGCCUACGGUGGCUCCAUGUGCGCCAAGUGUGUCCGGGACAGGAUCAAGCGCGCUUUCCUUAUUGAAGAGCAGAAAAUCGUGGUGAAAGUGCUGAAGGCACAAGCACAGAGUCAGAAGGCCAAAUAAACGAAGCUCUCUGCGUAAUAAAAGAUGGGCGGGCUUGUUCCGUG
Molecule: messenger RNA, 497 nt
Organism: Heterocephalus glaber (naked mole-rat)
Lineage: Eukaryota; Metazoa; Chordata; Mammalia; Rodentia; Bathyergidae
Gene: Rpl34
Product: ribosomal protein L34
Biological process (GO): translation
Cellular component (GO): ribosome
Molecular function (GO): structural constituent of ribosome
Source: RefSeq, a predicted model, not a curated record